Molecule: messenger RNA, 2586 nt
Organism: Perca fluviatilis (European perch)
Lineage: Eukaryota; Metazoa; Chordata; Actinopteri; Perciformes; Percidae
Product: synapsin-3-like
Exons: 14
Coding region: 201-1841 (546 amino acids)
Biological process (GO): neurotransmitter secretion
Cellular component (GO): synaptic vesicle; synaptic vesicle membrane
Molecular function (GO): ATP binding
Source: RefSeq, a predicted model, not a curated record
GAGAGAGAGGGCUUGGCUGGGAGGCUGAGGAGGACCGUGGACUUGAGCGCAGAAGAAGAAGAAGCAGAAGCAUCAGAAGAAGAAGAAGAAGAGGAAGGUCUCCAUCAUCCGACACUUGCUCAUCACUGACCACCGCUCAGGAUUUCAAGCAUUCUUCCCCCUCUCCUCCUGUGGCCUGACGGACCCACCAGCCCAUCACCAUGAACUACCUCCGCCGGCGCCUGUCAGACAGCAGCUUUGUGGCCAACCUCCCCAACGGCUACAUGAUGGAUCUGCAGAGGCCGACCCCUCCAGGCUCAUCCACUUCGUCCACUUCUUCCCCCGCCUCCCCGGCCACAGAGAGGCGGCAGCCCCCGAGCAUCCCCACUCCGGCCUCCAACCCGGCCUCAGGCUCGGGGCCAGGCUCAGGCACGGGCACGGGCUCAGCUUUGGGCACAGGGAGCUUCCUCAGCUCCUUCUCCAGCGUGGUGAAGAGUGCUCAGAUGGCCCAGAACGUCGCCGCCGCUGCACACGCCAAAUCUGCAGCAACCGCAGCUGAUGGAGCCUCAACAGGAAGCAGUCAGCCCCCUAAACCUGUCAUACGCAAGCCCAAGAUCCUGCUGGUCAUCGAUGAUCAGCACACCGACUGGGCAAAGUAUUUUCGAGGGAAGAAGCUGAACGGAGAGUAUGAGAUCCGGGUGGAGCAGGCGGAGUUCUCCGAGAUCAACUUGGCCUCCUACGUCAACUCGGGAUGUAUGGUGGACAUGCAGGUCAACAAAGGUGGCACCAGAGUGGUCAGGUCCUUCAAGCCAGACUUCGUCCUGAUUCGCCAGCACGCCUACAGCAUGAUCCCCGGUGACGAUUUCAGGAACCUUGUGAUCGGCUUGCAUUUCGGCGGCGUCCCGAGCAGCAACUCUCUCUUCUCCAUCUACAACUUCUGCAGCAAACCUUGGGUGUUUUCUCAGAUGAUUAAGCUCUACCAUUCCCUCGGCCCUGAGAAAUUCCCCCUGAAUGAACAAACCUUCUAUCCCAACCACAUGCAGAUGGUAACAACCCCUUCCUACCCUGUGGUGGUCAAGAUGGGUCAUGCCUACGCUGGCAUGGGAAAGAUCAAAGUGGAAAACCAACAGGACUUCCAGGACAUCACCAGCGUGGUGGCUCUGGCCCGGACCUACGCCACCACCGAGCCCUACGUCCAGUCCAAGUAUGAUAUCCGCAUCCAGAAGAUCGGCAACAACUACAAGGCUUACAUGAGAACGUCCAUCUCUGGAAACUGGAAGGCUAACACGGGCUCUGCUAUGUUGGAACAGAUCGCAAUGACUGACAGAUAUCGGCUGUGGGUGGACUCCUGCGCUGAGAUGUUUGGUGGCCUAGACAUCUGUGCAGUGAAGGCCGUCCAUGGAAAAGACGGCAACGACUAUAUCAUCGAGGUGAUGGACAGCUCCAUGCCUCUGAUUGGUGAGCACGUGGAGGAAGAUAGACAGCUGAUCACAGAGCUGGUUAUCAACAAGAUGGCCCAGGUGCUGCUCGGAGUUUCCACACCUCAGACUUCCUCUGUCAAGACCACACAGCCCAGACGAGGGGGACACCGCUCUGCUUCCGCCUCUCCAUCUCAGUCGGCCCAGGGUUCACCUCAGCGAGCCCGAUCAGCCAGCACCUCACCCAGCCAGGCCUUCCAGCCCGGGCCCAUCCCUGCCACCUCCGGGCCCGGAGCUCCGAAACAGUCCCCACAGCUGAACAAAUCCCAGUCUCUGACCAACACCUUCACGGAGACGUUACGAGGAAGCCUGACCGACGAUGAGGCCAAAGCUGAGACCAUCCGCAGCCUCCGACAGUCCUUCGCCAGCCUCUUCUCCGACUAAAAGCCUCUCCAGAAGCUUCCUUGUUCUGUUAGUUGUCAGGUUUGAAAACAAAACAAAAAAAAAACAACCCUGACUGGUUCAUCUGUUGUGGGAGUGUCCCUCCACCUCAGAGCCUCAGCUUCCUGUUCCUUCUCUUUCCUUCUCACUGUUUGUGAAGUUUAACACACGGUGCAACCCGCUGUCCUCAGAUCAAUGAUACAUCUAUCACUAGAAAGGCCAAUAGAUAUUGGGGUUCUAACAUAAAGGCCAGUGUGUUGACUGAAGAUGUCAAACUUUAAAAGCUGACACAUUUGCAUUGGUCUUCCUUACAGGAGAUGUUAAAGAGAUGUAGGAUGUCAGUUCAGUGCAGUCAGCUGAUGGCCUUUCUAGUGGUAAGUAAUAACAGUAAAUAACUCGUAGCUCAUAAUGCUUGGUAUAUAGUCGUAAUUCUGCAUUCUGUUUGUCCAACCAGUGAAACUGUUCAUUAUUGGGUCGUGUCUUAUACAUAUAUACACGUAUACAUUUAAUUAUAACAUUGAUCGCAGCUUCCAAACCGUUUGCAGAUGUCUGCCGCAAUAUUCUUAUCUGAAACUGUUCCGGUUAACUCAUGAGAAAUGUACUGAAUCCUCACGGUUCACCAGCGAUUUUAAGCAUCUUGCCAGCAGCCACAUUUCUCGUACAUCCAUGUGCUGUAGACACAUAUUGGCUUACGUAGUGACUCCUCUACUUAACAUUACCAAAGUGCUUUUUAAUAAUAUCAUAAAAC